This is a messenger RNA of Fonsecaea multimorphosa CBS 102226, 777 nucleotides long. RefSeq lists its product as uncharacterized. The transcript has a single exon. Gene Ontology annotation, biological process: riboflavin biosynthetic process. Bases 1 to 777 code for a protein of 258 amino acids. Gene Ontology annotation, molecular function: riboflavin synthase activity. The record is from RefSeq and is a predicted model, not a curated record. Lineage: Eukaryota; Fungi; Ascomycota; Eurotiomycetes; Chaetothyriales; Herpotrichiellaceae.
AUGUUCACGGGCCUCGUCGAGACGAUCGGCACAGUCACGUCGCUCGUGGCGCUGGACCCGUCGACAUCAGGCGGAAACGGCACGUCGCUGACCAUCUCGGACUGCGGGACGAUCCUCACGGACGCCGCGCUGGGCGACUCGAUCUGCGUCAACGGCACAUGCCUGACGGUGACGGAACUCGAACCCUCCCAGGGACCGCCGCCCUACACGGGCUUCAAGGUCGGCGUCGCGCCCGAGACGCUGCGGCGCACCAACCUCGGCUCCCUGCGCGAGGGGGCCAAAGUCAACCUCGAACGGGCCGUGAGCGCCUCGACGCGCAUGGGCGGACACUUCGUCCAGGGCCACGUGGACACGGUGGCGCGGAUCGUGUCCGUGACGCCCGACGGCAACGCGUUGACGUUCCGCCUCGCGCCCCGCGACGCCGCCGUGCUGCGCUACAUUGUCGAAAAGGGCUACGUUACCCUCGACGGCGCCAGUCUGACCGUCACGCGCGUGGACGAUGCCCAGGGUUGGUUCGAGGUCAUGCUCAUCGCGUACACGCAGGAGCGGGUCGUCAUGGCGGCGAAAUCGUCCGGGGACGAGGUCAAUGUCGAGAUCGAUAUCGUGGGCAAGUUGGUCGAGAAGAGCGUCGUCGGGUACCUUGAGGAGAACUUGGGAGGUGAACAACAACAACGAGGUGCCGGUGCCGGUGCCGCAGGGGGAGGUGUGCCGGCCAUGUUGGAGAAGAUUGUCGGCAGGCUGGUUGAUGAGAAGUUGAAGACGAUACAACAACGGUGA